UCGGUGCGGCUGCGCGGUGGUACCGCCGGCGCUGAUUGGCCCGAGGGCGCGAGAAGGAGGGAGGAAACUCCGUCGUCUUCUGCGCGCGCCUGUCCGCGGUAGGGCACCGAGGAGCUGGAAGGAAAGCUAUUCCGCGUUGGGUUGUUUUGGGCUCCUUGAGCCGAAAGGGGGAGGGGAGGAGGAAGGAGACCUAAACACCACAGCGGCGGGACUGCGCGGCCUCCGCCGCUGCGUGCGUGCGUGCGCUCGCGCGGGCUCAGUGCUGGCGCGGGAGGCGGAGGCGGGCGGCGGCGGCGCCUGCGCGGUCGGGCUCGGUCGACGGUUCGCAGGGGAGGAGGCGGCGGGAGGCGGAGGAGGCGGCGGCGGCGAUGGAGGUGAAGCGGCUGAAAGUGACCGAGCUGCGGUCAGAGCUGCAGCGGCGGGGUCUGGAUUCGCGCGGCCUCAAGAUGGAUCUGGCGCAGCGGCUGCAAGAGGCGCUGGACGCCGAGAUGCUCGAGGACGAGGCCGGCGGUGGCGGGGCCGGGCCCGGCGGGGCCUGCAAGGCGGAGCCUCGGCCUGUGGCCGCGUCGGGCGGCGGCCCGGGCGGGGACGAGGAGGAGGACGAAGAGGAGGAGGAGGAGGAGGAGGACGAGGAGGCGCUGCUUGAGGACGAGGACGAAGAGCCACCCCCUGCUCAGUCCUCGGGCCAGGCCGCGCUGCCGCCGCCGGAGCCCCCGGAGGCGGCAGCCAUGGAAGCCGCGGCCGAGCCCGAUGCUUCCGACAAGCCGACAGAGUCCACGGCCGGGUCAGGUGGGGUCAAUGGUGGUGAAGAGCCGAGCAUCGGCAAGGGGGAGGAAGACGAGCCGGAGGAACGGAGCGGCGACGAGACGCCGGGAUCCGAGGCACCGGGUGACAAGGCCGCCGAGGAACAGGGUGAGGAGCUGGCAGUGGAGCCCGGCUCCAACCUGCCGGGAGAUGACCAAGAUAGUGAAAAGUCAAAACCAGCAGGCUCAGAUGGUGAGCGGCGGGGGGUAAAGAGACAGCGGGAUGAAAAGGAUGAACAUGGCCGAGCUUACUAUGAAUUCCGAGAGGAGGCUUACCACAGCCGUUCAAAAUCUCCACCACCUCCAGAAGAAGAGACAAAAGAUGAGGAAGAAGAUCAAACACUUGUGAACCUGGACACAUAUACCUCGGAUCUCCAUUUUCAAGUGAGCAAAGAUCGCUAUGGAGGGCAGCCACUUUUCUCAGAGAAGUUCCCCACUCUUUGGUCUGGGGCAAGGAGUACUUACGGAGUAACAAAGGGAAAAGUCUGCUUUGAGGCCAAGGUAACCCAGAAUCUCCCAAUGAAAGAAGGCUGCAUAGAGGUUUCUCUUCUUCGAGUUGGGUGGUCUAUUGAUUUUUCCUGUCCACAGCUUGGUGAAGAUGAAUUCUCUUAUGGUUUUGAUGGACGAGGACUCAAGGCAGAGAAUGGACAGUUUGAGGAAUUUGGUCAGAUAUUUGGGGAGAACGAUGUCAUUGGCUGCUUUGCUAAUUUUGAGACUGAAGAAGUAGAACUUUCCUUCUCCAAGAAUGGAGAAGACCUAGGUGUGGCAUUCCGGAUCAACAAGGAAUCCCUGGCAGAUCGGGCCCUUCUACCCCAUGUCCUCUGCAAGAAUUGUGUUAUAGAAUUAAAUUUUGGUCAGAAAGAAGAACCCUUCUUCCCACCACCAGAAGAGUUUGUGUUCAUCCAUGCUGUGCCUGUUGAGGAGCGUGUGCGCACUGCAGUCCCUCCCAAGACCAUGGAGGAGUGUGAGGUCAUUCUGAUGGUGGGACUACCUGGAUCUGGAAAGACCCAGUGGGCAUUGAAAUAUGCAAAAGAAAACCCUGAGAAAAGAUAUAAUGUCCUGGGAGCUGAGACUGUGCUCAACCAAAUGAGGAUGAAGGGGCUCGAGGAACCAGAGAUGGACUCCAAAAGCCGAGACCUUUUAGUUCAGCAAGCCUCCCAGUGCCUUAGUAAGCUGGUCCAGAUUGCUUCUCGGACAAAGCGGAACUUCAUUCUUGAUCAGUGUAAUGUGUACAACUCUGGCCAAAGGCGGAAGCUAUUGCUGUUCAAGACCUUCUCCCGAAAAGUGGUAGUGGUUGUCCCUAAUGAGGAAGACUGGAAGAAGAGGCUGGAGUUGAGGAAAGAAGUGGAAGGAGAUGACGUGCCUGAGUCUAUAAUGCUGGAGAUGAAAGCCAAUUUCUCUCUGCCUGAAAAAUGCGACUAUAUGGAUGAGGUGACAUACGGGGAGCUGGAAAAGGAGGAAGCUCAGCCCCUUGUCACUAAGUACAAGGAGGAAGCAAGGAAGCUGCUGCCUCCCUCUGAGAAGAGGACAAACCGCCGAAACAACCGAAACAAACGUAACCGACAGAACCGAAGCCGAGGCCAAGGCUAUGUGGGCGGGCAGCGCCGAGGCUACGACAACCGGGCCUACGGGCAGCAGUACUGGGGGCAGUCUGGAAACAGAGGGGGCUACCGUAAUUUCUAUGACCGAUACAGGGGAGACUACGAUCGAUUCUAUGGGCGAGAUUAUGAGUACAACAGAUACAGAGACUAUUACAGACAAUACAAUCGGGAUUGGCAGAAUUACUACUACCACCACCCCCAGGAAAGAGACCGAUACUACAGGAACUACUACGGUUACCAAGGGUAUCGGUGAAGCCCCUGCCAUUGUCGCCUGUCAGCCAUGAAGCUGAAUCUCUGGGGGUGCCAAGCACCCCCCCAAAACACAACCAAGGAAAACAGGGGCUGUUGGGGUGGGGCUGAGCUGCUGGGGACGGGUGGUGGGGGGGAGGGUGCGCAACGGGUGGGGGAGGGGGAGGGUGGAAACAAAACAACAAAACUGUACAUUUUUUUUAAAGUUUGUUGAAAAGAAUAUUGUCUUAUUCUAUAAAACAUUUCAAACCUAGUUAGAUAUUUGUAAUCAAAAAACAUUUGCGCAGAAAGCAGCACUUAGGGCUACCUGUUAGGUACCCUACAGUUGGGACAGGAAAAGAACUGAAAAGUGUCACCCUUCUGACAUUCUAAGGCAGCUGGCCUUGCAGCCAAGUAAGGGCGAGUGGUGUAGGGAAGAGGGUACCUUCCUUAGCAGGUAGGAGCAGGCAGGAGUGGGGACAGAGGGAGCGCUUGUGAUGGGGCAGUGAAAAUAAACGAUUGGCUCUUACCAAUCACUUGCACCAAC
Messenger RNA from Castor canadensis (American beaver), 3179 nucleotides. RefSeq names its product heterogeneous nuclear ribonucleoprotein U like 2 (gene Hnrnpul2). Lineage: Eukaryota; Metazoa; Chordata; Mammalia; Rodentia; Castoridae. Gene Ontology annotation, molecular function: RNA binding; protein binding. Gene Ontology annotation, cellular component: nucleus. Gene Ontology annotation, biological process: alternative mRNA splicing, via spliceosome. The record is from RefSeq and is a predicted model, not a curated record.